Messenger RNA from Magnolia sinica, 1910 nucleotides. RefSeq names its product E3 ubiquitin-protein ligase IPI1-like. Bases 258 to 1577 code for a protein of 439 amino acids. Gene Ontology annotation, molecular function: ubiquitin-protein transferase activity. The record is from RefSeq and is a predicted model, not a curated record. The transcript has 6 exons. Lineage: Eukaryota; Viridiplantae; Streptophyta; Magnoliopsida; Magnoliales; Magnoliaceae.
AGUAAAAUCCGCAGAUUUAACUGUUCGGAAUAGAAAUCGCUCCUGAUCGGUUCCCGUCCGAAAGAGAAUUUCUGUUGUCCAAUUUUCUCUUCUUCUUCUCUCUCCUUCUCUGUGAUUCCCAGAAAAACUUCGAUUUUCUAGGGCGUCUGAAAUUUCUGCUGUAAUUGUUCGUUAUUUCCAGAAAGGCGUCGAUUUGAAAGGAAUUGGGAGAGUUUCCCCCCAAUUUUAGACGGAUUUUAGGGUUCUGGUAUGAAGGUAUGGGCCUAGGUAAGACAGAUCUGUCGGAUGAUCGGGGUGGGGCCGGCGGUGAUAAACGGCUGUCGUUUGUCGCGUCGUCCUCUGUGUUUUGCUCCAUUUGUCUCGAGGCAGUGACGAAUAAUGGGGAUAGAUCGACGGCGAAGUUGCAAUGUGGGCACGAGUUUCAUCUUGAUUGUAUUGGUUCAGCUUUCAAUGCUAAGGGACAGAUGCAGUGUCCCAAUUGUCGAAAAGUUGAGAAAGGUCAAUGGCUCUAUGCAAAUGGUUAUCGGUCAUUUCCAGAGUCUAGCAUGGAUGACUGGACACAUGAUGAGGACCUAUAUGACCUAAGUUACUCAGAAGUGCCAUUUGAUAUUCAUUGGUGCCCAUUUGGCCUAACACGGUUGACAUCAUCGUUUGAGGAUGGGGAAUCACCACCAAAUCCUUAUAAUGAUCUAUUAGGACAUCAUGCCAUCUUUGCCGAACAUAUAGCAGCUUCGUCGGCUGCUGCUCAUUCGUGCCCAUAUAUUUCUUACUUCCAAUCGAUUCAACCGCUGCCCUCUGCAAAUUCUUCUGAAAGUGUUGAUGGCCCUUCUUUCCAUCAACCCUGGAGUGGCCUCUCUGGGCCCAGUGACAUCCCAAAUUCACAGGCUUUUCCUGCCACCGAUUUCCAUUAUCAAAAUUGGGAGCAGCAUUCUUCUCCAUUUCCUCCAACUAGCAGCCGUACCGAUGGUGCCGAUCAUUCUUCUUCUUCUGCAGUGCUGAGAUCCACAAGGCCUGAUUUGGAUGGUCUGCUAAGAGCAGGCCCUUUUGUGCCUCCGUUUCUUCAUGGAUCUGCUUCAAGAGCUGGUGGCUCGGUCAUCUCCUCAAUGGUCCCACCACCCUAUCUCGGCAACUCGCGGCCUCCUGCCCGCGUUCACGGUUUCCAUUCAUAUCAUCAACAACCCAAUUUGUCAGGUGUGCGGGGGCCCAUUUUCUCUGGCGGGAGAAGAUCUGGAGGCCCAAGGGGCUUGGCUCCUGCAGGGCCAGCACCCUCGUCCUCCUCUGAUCAGGCCGGCCUCUACUUCUUCCCUUCUUCCGGAUCAUCUGUUCCGAAUCUACAAGAGGCAGACAACCACUUCUACGCAUGGGAAAGAGACCGUUUUGCACCGUACCCGUUGGUCCCCGUGGACAGAGAGUCGAGCUUGUGGGGUCCAUUCCAUCAGGCCACCACCGGUGGAUCAGAUUCAAUCAACAGGACGGGCUUCCGGCACAGGCAUGGCUCCGAGAGGCCAUUGUCGCAUGGGCAGACAGAGACCUCUCCUUACCAGCAUGACCUCCCUCGGACACAUCCAUUCAUCUGAGGAGUUGCAGGGAUUGAAACACAAUCGAACAUAUGGAAAUGUUGUAUGCUCCAGAGCAUGUAAAUACUGAUGACUCUCUAUCAUCCACUCAGGUGAUCCCGAUAAACUGGAACGAUCUUUUGGUGGUCACAUGGCCUAUUUGGUGCCUCUGGCUUUUUCCUCUAAUUUCCCUCCUCGAGGAACAAAAUGCAAUUCCCCUUUGGAAUUGGAAAGAACAAAACUGGAAACAAAUGAUAAAAGGGGGAAUGAAGCCGUGGCAGUUCUGGUGUUUGUUUGCUCUUUUGGAGCCUGACAAUCUGAUGCAAUUCGAUUGCUGGUUCCAGCUUUGCUUUA